AUGCCGCCACCGGUCCCUGCCGGCACGCUGCUCUCCGUCCCAGGGCUGCCGGUGUCCUCCCAGCCCGCCCAGCUCCACCCCGUCACCUCCCAGCUGCCACAGGCCAGCGUCUGCGCCCAGAAGUCGGCAGAAGCCUCCAACAAGGACGUGGUGGCCACUGAGGACAGCGUCCCUGCUGUCACCCCCCACCCCCCCGCCCUUGCUCUGCCGACCAGCGGAACCACCACACAGCCCAAGGCAGUGGUGACCACUCCAGCACCCCCCGGGAAGCACACAGACCUGCCCGAGCAGGGGCCAGCCGCCUUCGCUGAGGCCGUUCCUGAGCAGGCAGAGGACACCACCGCCUGGCUCCACACCGAGGACAGUGAGGACACUGUCCCCGAUGGCCCCGACAGCCCCAGCUUGGCCGCCUUCCUCCGAGAGCUGCCCGACCUCUCGGACCAUGUGGCAGAGGGCAGCUGCCCCAAGGAGCAGACAGCGGUGGCGGGGCUGGGGGGCAGCGAGGACACCGGCCCCGAUGACCCUGGCUUGGCUGCCUUCCUCAGUGAGCUCCCCGACCUCUCCGACCUGGCCAGCUCCGCCUUCCUCAAUGAGCUCCCGGACCUCUCCAUGUACAUGGUGGAUGGCGACGGCCCCCGGGACCAAGCGGUGGUGGCACAGCCAGGGGACAGCACGGACAACCGCUUGACCACCGAUGUCCCCCGCUUGACUGCUGAGGUCCCUGAUGAGCUUCCCCACCUCUCCGAGUAUGUGGGAGGGGGCAGCUGCCCCAAGGAGCGAGCGGUGGUGGCGGGGCUGGGGGAUGGUGAGGACACUGUCCCCAGUGUCCCCAACCUGACCACCUCCCUCAACGAGCUCCCCCACCUCUCGGAGCACAGGGCAGAGGGCGGCUGCAAGGAGCAGGCGGCGACAGUGGAGAUGGUGGCCGGCGAGAACACCUUCCCCGAUGUCCCCCACGGCCUCGCCAGCACCGCCUCCGUCGGCGAAGUCCCCGACUUCUUGGAGGAUGGGGUGCAGGACAACGGCCCCAAGGUCGGCCUGGCAGCGGCCAUGCUGGGGGACGCUGACCCCUUCUGGGGGGUGGCGACCUCCCCCUCGCAGGACCCCAAGGGGCAGCAGGGUGGGGUGGCAGCAGACCUCCCCACCCGGCUGCCCCCGAGCCCCUCGGAGGCUGCUGAGGAGGAGAGCUCCCUGGAGACUUCCGAGGAGACUUCAGAGGCCCGUCCUGCGGAGAGUCCCUGGAAGGAUCCCCCGCAGGGUCUUCUGGAGAGUGCCCUGCUGAGCCCCCUGCGCAUCCCGCUGCUGAGCCCCCCGGCCAGCCCCCCGGCUGCCCCCCAGUGUCAUCCGCCCCUCAGGGCCCCACUGGUGGGGGAGGCGCUGCGGAGGCAGCCCCGGGGGGGUUGGACCCACUUGCCGCACAGGGACAGCGCAGCGGUGGGCAGCAGCAAGCGCAGAGCAUCCGACGGCAGCAGCGUGCCCACCAAGCGAGCCAGAGCCCUGAGGGACCCCAGGGGGCAGAGUGCCCCACACCCCCCCGGCCGCUUCUGA
Messenger RNA from Tyto alba (common barn owl), 1548 nucleotides. RefSeq names its product proline-rich protein 36-like. The transcript is spliced from 4 exons. NCBI's taxonomy places the organism in Eukaryota, Metazoa, Chordata, Aves, Strigiformes, Tytonidae. The record is from RefSeq and is a predicted model, not a curated record. Bases 1 to 1548 code for a protein of 515 amino acids.